GACGCCCCCCCGGGAGCACAGCCGUGGGCAAAGGGCACAGGAGAGCUCGGGAGACCCCCGAGGGGACCCACAUCAGCCAGGACCUGGUGGGGGGCAGCCUGGCCAUCGACACUACGGGGGGGCUGGCCAUCGACCCUCGGCCAGCCAACGAGACACGGAUCGUGGAGGACAACCACAGCUACUACGUGUCUCGGAUCUAUGGGCCAGGGGAUGCCCAGAGGAGAGGACUAUGGGUGGACAUGGCAGCAGCCAACAGGAGCCAAGUGAAGAUCCAUGGGAUCCUCUCCAACACACACCGCCAGGCCUCGAGGAUCGUCCUCUCCUUCGAUUUCCCCUUCUACGGUCACCUCCUGCGGCAAGUCACCAUAGCAACAGGCGGAUUUCUCUUCAUGGGGGAUGUCAUCCACCGCAUGCUCACGGCCACGCAGUACAUCGCACCCCUCAUGGCCAACUUCAACCCCAGCUACUCCCGAAAUUCCACUGUCCAGUACCUGGACAAUGGGACAGUUUUUGUGGUGCAGUGGGACAAGGUCUAUCUCCAAGGGAAGGAGGACAUGGGCAGCUUCACCUUCCAGGCAGCUCUGCACAGCACUGGGAGGAUUGUCUUUGGGUACAAGGAGAUCCCAGUGCCAGUGGUGCAGAUCAGUGCCAGGCAGCACCCCGUGAAGGCUGGGCUCUCUGAUGCCUUCAUGGUCCUCAACCCUGCGCCCGAGGUGCCUGAGUCGCGACGUCGCACCAUCUACGAGUAUCACCGCGUGGAGCUGGACACCAGCAGGAUCACCAACCUCUCAGCUGUGGAGUUCACCCCACUGCCCACUUGUCUCCAGCACCAGAGCUGUGAAAUGUGUGUGUCCUCAGAGCUGACCUUCAACUGCAGCUGGUGUCAUGUCCUGCAGAGGUGCUCCAGUGGCUUCGACAGGUACCGGGAGGAGUGGCUGUCCUACGGCUGUGGCCAGUCAGAUGAAAAGACCUGUGAGGAUUUAGCAGAAGGAAACCACUACUCAGCACCUCCUGACAGCUCUUCGUCGCCGCUGGGUGAGGAUGUGUCCACCUCAACGUCCUCACUCUUCAUCGACAACCUCACCACUGAAGAUGACACAAAGCUCAAUCAGUAUGCAGGAGGUGAGGGCCUGGGAAGCAGCUUUCCCUCCCAGACAGCUCCAAUCCACACUGGCACCAUCGUGGGCAUCGUCCUGGCCGUGCUGCUCCUCGCAGGCAUCAUCCUGGCUGGGAUCUACAUCAGCAGCCACCCCACGUCCACUGCUGCCCUCUUCUUCCUCGAGAGAAGGCCUCACCACUGGCCUGCCAUGAAAUUCCGGAAUCACACCAACCACGGCUCCUACUCGGAGGUGGAAGCAGCCAGCCAGGAGAAGGAAGGCUUUGUGGAGGCAGAGCAGUGCUGA
Molecule: messenger RNA, 1403 nt
Organism: Acanthisitta chloris (rifleman)
Lineage: Eukaryota; Metazoa; Chordata; Aves; Passeriformes; Acanthisittidae
Product: plexin domain-containing protein 1-like
Source: RefSeq, a predicted model, not a curated record